GCAUAAAGUGCACGGAAGGCAGCAGUGGAGCGAGCACACAGGUGCAGGCCGGGAAUGGGUCAGGACCUGGAGGACUUUGCACUCUUGUAAGCCCGCACGCCGGAAUAUGCUCUCCCUGAGCUUUUGGUCAUUGCAUUCGAAGUUGAAUGCAAAUAGCGUCAUGUGGAUCAGAACAACGUGUCUGCUCCACGUCGUGGUGUCGCUCUCCGAACUGGUUCGCUGCAUGGAAACCGAACUUUGCUUCCCGGUUGUAUUGGACACCCGACAGCAGUAUAAUGACAACGACGUGGAGACUCUCCGCAGUAAAUGUGUGCUAAGAAUCCGCGCUUUCCACCAGGAAUUGGAGGUGGAUUUACGGCAAGAUUCCAAUUUCAUUGGCUCUUACGUCCCCGGCCGGGACGCACCGUGGCUCACCGCUGCGGACGUCACCAUUGACCUGAGUGGUUGCUUUUACUCCGGCUCCGUGAACGGUGACCGCUACUCGUACGCAGCCUUGAGCCUGUGCAAGGGCGUGCAAGGUGCACUUGGCUACCAAGGCUGGGAGUAUUUCAUCAACCCGGUGCGCAAUGACACCUCAAGCGCGGGCAGCGCGCACGUCAUCCGGCGCCGACACAACAGCGACCUCCAGCCAAAUUCCACUUCCAGGUGUGCAGUCAACAAUGACAUCGGUUUCCACCACGCACACGUAUUGGGGAAAUACAAGAGCGCAAAGGACAACGGCAAUGUGACCACAAGCGCGCUGAGGAGGAUGGGGAGAAGCAAACGUUUUGCGUCAGUUCCCAGGUACGUGGAGACGCUGCUGGUGGCCGACCAGACGAUGGCCGAGUUCCACGGCGACGACCUUAAACAUUACCUCUUGACACUCAUGUCAGUGGCGGCCAGGCUCUACAAGCACCCGAGUAUCCUCAACUCCAUCAACAUCGUUGUUGUGAAGAUUGUCGUCCUAUCCGAGGUGGACAAAGGACCCAAAGUGUCCGGGAACGCAGCCAUGACGCUCCGGAAUUUUUGCACUUGGCAAAAAAAGAUGAACAAGAACAACGACAAGCAUGCAGAAUAUUGGGACACAGCGAUCCUCUUCACAAGACAGGACCUGUGUGGGGCUUCCACAUGCGACACCCUCGGAAUGGCCGAUGUCGGCACCAUGUGCGACCCCAAGAGGAGCUGCUCUGUGAUUGAAGACGACGGAUUACCUUCGGCCUUCACCACAGCUCACGAGCUUGGACACGUCUUUAACAUGCCGCACGACAACGUGAAGGCCUGCGAAGAUGUUUUUGGCAAGCUGCAGGACAAUCACAUGAUGUCUCCCACGCUCAUUCAGAUUAAUCGCACCAGCCCGUGGUCGCCCUGCAGCGCUGCCAUCGUCACUGACUUUCUGGACAAUGGACACGGGGAAUGUUUGCUGGACCAGCCCCAGAAACCGUUGAGCCUCCCUAACGCGCUUCCCGGAGUAUCCUACAUCCUGGAACGUCAGUGUGAGCUGGCCUUCGGUGAAGGUUCCAAACCCUGCCCCUUCAUGCAGCCACCAUGCAUUCGCCUAUGGUGCACGGGCAAGUCCAACGGCCAGUUGGUGUGUAUGACCCGCCACUUCCCCUGGGCCGACGGCACCCACUGCGGAGAUGGCAAAGUUUGCGACAGAGGCGUUUGCUCACCCAAAGAGGACCGAACUUUUAAAGUCGACGGUCGCUGGGGUAAGUGGGGUUCAUUUGGUCUGUGCUCCCGGACUUGUGGAGGUGGCGUCCAACUGGCCAAAAGGGAGUGCAACAACCCGGUUCCCUCAAACGGGGGGAAAUACUGCCAAGGGGUUCGGGUUAAAUACCGCUCCUGUAGCCUGAACCACUGCCCUGACACAGGUAAGACUUACCGUGAUGAGCAGUGUGAAUCCAGCGGCCGCAGUUUCAGCAGUAACCAUAUCGCCCCGUCUGUGGUGUGGGUGCCCAAGUACUCUGGAGUAAGUGUUGAGGACAGAUGUAAACUCAUCUGCAGGGCCAAUGGAACCGGUUACUUCUAUGUUAUGGCACCCAAGGUUGUGGAUGGAACCCCGUGCUCUCCAGACUCCACAGGAGUGUGCGUUCAAGGAAAAUGCAUCAAAGCUGGGUGUGACGGAAAAAUUGGAUCAACCAAGAAGUUUAACAAAUGUGGAGUCUGCGGGGGUGAUAACAAAAGCUGCAAGAAGGUCUCGGGACUCUUCACCAAGCCUAUGCACGGCUACAACUUUGUGGUGAUGUUGCCAGUGGGCGCAACCAACAUAGACAUCCGUCAGCGUGGCUACCAAGGAAUGCUGGGUGACGACAAUUACUUGGCAGUAAAGAACAGCGAGGGUCACUACCUCCUUAAUGGCGACUACGUGGUGUCAGCCGGAGAGAGGGACAUCAUCGUUAAGGGCAGUCUGCUGCGCUACAGCGGCACCACCGGACUCUCCGAGACCCUCCAGUCUGUAAAUCCCUUGGGGGAGACGCUCACUGUGGAAGUGCUGUGUGCGGGCAAUUUGACGCCCCCUCGCAUACGCUACUCCUUCUACCUGGCGCGUCAGAACAACAAAGAGGACAAGGCUCUGAAGAAGGAGGACCGCGAAAAAUCCCACAACAGUGUUCUGGCUCACGAUAGCGCCAAGGAGAGGGGUGCGGCAACCUUGAAGAAACCUUACAGCAAAGAGCAGCCCCUUCUUGAGAAAUGGACAUCCGCAAGCUGGGACACGUGCUCGGUGAGCUGCGGGAACGGUUUCCAGAGGCGAAUGGUGCAAUGUUUGAGGACGGACGGCAAGCCGGGCUUGAAAUGCGAUCCUACCAAAAGGCCCUCGGCCACCAGAGCCUGUGGGGACCCGUGUCCGGAGUGGAACGCCGGACAGUGGUCACCGUGUUCCACCACCUGCGGGAAAGGCUUUAAGAGACGACCGCUGCACUGCAAAGCCCAAACAGGACACUUGCUUCCCAGGGACCACUGCAGUGGCUUACGCAAACCACAGGAGCUGGACUUCUGUAAACUAAAGCCUUGCUAGGGACUUGAAAUCCUUUAUUAUGACUGAACUUUAUCCAACAGCACAUUUCCACAAUCACAAGACCGAAAAAUGGAUGGUGCAAGAUAUUUUCCCCACCAUUUAAACUAAACCACCUGCAUCCACUUCUGACGGACGAACAACGCUCUACGAUAUUACUCUGAAGCGAAAUAAAAGGUUCCAUCAUUUUAACUGUCAACUUAGAGUUGACACGUAAGUUUGUAAGCAAUUUAUCUUACUGAUGAGUCUGGAAGUCAUUUUUAUGUCCUAUUUCUUUUUUAAGUGAUUGUCUUUAUGGUGUUGUUAAGAGAUUUUUUUUUUUUUUUUGUAGCCUGCCAGGUGCUUUAAAAACAAUGCCAAAGGUCCCGUUUCAUUUUACAGAUUCAUCCUGAAAGAGAUUUUUAUAUAGACAGAUAUUAAAAACAAAAAAAUUACUUCAUUUUGUAAGUCACAUUGGUGAAAUGAAUACAUUUACCCUCUCCCACAUCAUGAAAAGAAAGCCACAAACUAUACUAAACACCUGCGCUGUAGAAUUUCCGAACAAUUUUCUGCCCAACUUGUUCAACAUCAAAAAUGUUGCUUUCUGUGCACUCCUUUAUUAUAUUCUUGUUAUUAAUUCAAAGGGCCCGCAUUGUCCAAUACAACAUCCCGCCACAGGAUGGAUCCUUUUAUAGUCAGACUUCUCUUUCUGUUUUUUAUUUGAUCCACUUUUGCACUUUGUACAGCAAAAGGACCAGAUGACUUAUACGGGCUGUACUGUAUACUAUGUAUACAUUUAUUCAGCUCUCUGCAAAAUUCAAUGUAAAUACUUUUAAUACAGUUUUUUUUUUUUUUACACACAAGUGAAAUGUCUGAAUAUAUUUAUUCCAAAUAAAGUCUUGAAUGAAAAGUUAUUUUUCCAUU
Molecule: messenger RNA, 3895 nt
Organism: Syngnathoides biaculeatus (alligator pipefish)
Lineage: Eukaryota; Metazoa; Chordata; Actinopteri; Syngnathiformes; Syngnathidae
Product: A disintegrin and metalloproteinase with thrombospondin motifs 15-like
Exons: 8
Coding region: 107-2995 (962 amino acids)
Biological process (GO): extracellular matrix organization; proteolysis
Molecular function (GO): metalloendopeptidase activity; zinc ion binding
Source: RefSeq, a predicted model, not a curated record